This is a messenger RNA of Neoarius graeffei (lesser salmon catfish), 1873 nucleotides long. It is a transcript of the gene epoa, whose product is annotated as erythropoietin a. Lineage: Eukaryota; Metazoa; Chordata; Actinopteri; Siluriformes; Ariidae. Gene Ontology annotation, biological process: nucleate erythrocyte development. The record is from RefSeq and is a predicted model, not a curated record. The transcript has 5 exons. Gene Ontology annotation, cellular component: extracellular region. Gene Ontology annotation, molecular function: hormone activity; cytokine activity; erythropoietin receptor binding. The coding region runs from base 171 to 704 and encodes 177 amino acids.
UCUUUCUCUCUCUCUCUCACUCUUUCUCCCUUUCUCUGCCCAUCUGUGACAGAACUUGCAGUUUCAGGGACACAUGUCUUUUCCCCAAGUGGUUAACGUUGGCUGUUUAUUAUUUGAUGACUUGAUUUGUUUUUCAUCAUGUGUUUGAAAAAUGCUGGGGUGCUUCCCGAAUGGUUUCUUGCACAGGACUCUUUGCCUUGCUGCUGAUCGUGCUGGAGUGGAUUCGGCCUGGCCUACCCUCCCCUUUGCGGCCCAUCUGUGACCGGCGUGUUCUCGGCCGCUUCAUUCAGGAGGCGCGGGAUGCUGAAGCUGCUAUGAGAUUUUGUAAAGAGGAAUGCAGUAUUGCUGGACCUCUCACAGUUCCUCAGACCAAAGUGGAUUUUGAUGUGUGGGAAAAGAAGAAUACAGAGGAGAAGGCUCAAGAAGUCCAGAGAGGACUAUGGCUGUUAAACAUGGCCAUCAGCUCAUUAGAUGCAUCCAUCACCAACUCUGCACUUCACUCCCACAUAGACACGAGCGUCAGGAACAUCGCCAGCCUCAAGCAGGUGCUGCGCAGCCUCAGUAUACAGGACUAUGUGCCUUCAGAUGGUGUGACAACAGAGACAUGGGAAGUGUCUUCAGUGUCGGAGCUCUUCCAGAUCCACGUCAACUUCCUGCGUGGGAAAGUGAGCCUUUUGCUUGCCAGUGUGCCUGUCUGCCCGUAACAUAUCAGAUGAUUGGAGCAUAAACAGAACAGGAACCCUUCUGAUUGGGUCAGACCAUAUUAGAAGGUGGGACAUUAAUACUGAACAUUUCAAAGGCCUUGUGCUUGCCUGUAUAUUGGAAGCUGGUGGACUUUCUCACCCUGAAUGAAGCAUGGAAUAAAAUAUUUAUCUUCAUGAAUUCUAGAUGGCCUUAGGAUGUUCACCGCUGCCUUGACCAACACUGCACACGUUUCUGUAUGUGACGCGGCCUGUCACUCCUUUAUCCCCAUUUGACUGACAUUAAUUAUACCUUGGAUACAUCUGCAUCAAGCCUGAUCAGAUACCACCUUUAAUAUUUUUUUACAUGUUGAUUUUAUGACCACUUAAUAUUUAUAUAGAUUUCUACUAGCUGGAUUAUGCUAUAAUUUUUUAGUAUGAGGAAGCUGUCUGCUUUCUGUCUUAACCUUUCACACCUGUAAAAAUUGACCUGCUGCUUUUUAGUCAUAUUUAUCAUUUUCAGUAAUGCACUGAUUUUAUACAUAUAUAUAUAUAGUGUGUGUGUGUGUGUGUGUGUGUGUGUGUGUGUGUGUGUGAGAAAACAAGUGUUUGGAGAACGUGUGUGUUUGUGCAAGAGUGGGUGAAUUUGGGUAUUUUGGGGAACGUGUUUGUGUGCGAGAGAGAAUGAGAGAGUCGCGGAGAUAUCAGUGGACAGGCUGUUUACAGGUCACUUCUGGUGAGGGGAAGAGACCAAAUAGUGGCGCUUUUGUGGGAAAACUUGGGGGGGAGGGGGUGUUAUGUGAGGGCUGAUGAGAUUGUGUGUUGAUUAUAAGCGUCUGCACUGGAUUCACAUGCAAACGCACAGCGCCGCACAGACAACGGCCAAGAACAAUACUGCGUCACUUCCAGGAAAAAUAUUGAUUGGUUUGCAUGAAGAACAUCCUGCCUGACUCCUGCUCUGUUCACAGUCUGGUGUAAUGGCCUGGGAAACUUUUGGGUAGUUGAUAGUUGUCUCAUGUUUCUCUUUGUGUUAGAGCUUGGAUUGGUCAUUCUUGUUUGUUGUCUGUCUUUUUUUUUAAACAAUGUUUUUGCUAUGGGGUUCAUUUUUGACGUUUGUGAAUCAGCGUGUCAUGUAAAGAAGGAAGUUUGUAAAACUACUUUCCUGUUUGUGACUGUCUUCUUCUUUUACCACU